GAAAGUCCCUUGGACCUGUCGGCGCUGGAGGCGCUGGGCCUCGCUUCCAGCGCCGCCGAGAGCGCCCAGCGCCAGGGCAGGGUGCAGGGACUGCUGGAAGACAUUGCUGCCAGACACAACGGGGACAUGCAGACGCUGCUCAUCUUCGACCGCCUGUUCCGAGAGGAUUCCGAGGGCUGCUUCGGAUUUCUGACAGAUGUGACGGUGGCCGGGAUGCGGGUGCCGAACCCCAAGAAAGCCUUCCUGGGUCGCAGCCUCGCUGCUCCAGGUGGCCUGCGAUUUGGUCUGGUCGGUGCUCACUUUCCAAUUACCCAACUGGCAGACAUUCUGGACUGCAAAGACCCUGGGCGCACGGAGACACUCGGAGCUAAGGGGGCCAUGCCGGGCAAAGGCAUGCGGGUGUAUGGUUCUGUGAGGACAGCCUUUUUCUUCGACCCUGCCUGGAGCAUCUUGCUGACCUGGUGGCCCGCACUGGUGCUCAGACGCUCGGCCGCGCGAGUUCUGGCCUUUCCCCUCAGGAUAGUGCUGUCGUCUUCCUGGCGCUUGGAUCCCCAGAGCCUUGAGGAGCGUGGGAAGGAGGUCCGGCGCCAGCUGCGCCGGGUGGAGUUGGAGCUUUUGGACACCACACGCCGGGACUCGUCCUUGGGCCCUGCCUCACGAGCGGAGGUCACCAUAGUGCAUGAUAUUCUGCAGCUGGUGCUCAGACCAACGGUCACCGGGGGCUUGGAUGCCAUGGCUGAUGGCGCCGCCAAGAGACCGCGGACUGAGUCCGUGCCAUGGGCGCCACGGAAGGGAUGCCCUGUGGGCGCCUUGCUGUGCGACGCCCCGCAGCUGCCGAAACUCUUCGCCUUGUUGGGGCCGCUGCGGUUUGCGCGGCCUAAGGGGGUGCGUGAUCACCAGGGCAAGAAGGCGGUGCACUUGACCAUCGAAGGCGCCACCGCCUUCUGCUGGGGACAAGUGCCCGAAGCCUUGGCCAAGUUCCUCGAGGAGGCGGAGAUCCAGUUCCUCCCGGGGCUGCGGCUCGGUGCGCAGCCCUACCGGGGCUCAAGCACGCCCAAAAGCGAAGCCGCACUUCCAGCGGCGGCGUUCCGCUUCGUGGAGCUCUUUGCGGGGGUCGGGGGCUUCCGCCGGGCCCUGGCGCCGCUGGGGGGGCGCUGCGUCUUCGCGGCGGAGCUGGACGUGGACUGCCAGGAGGCCUACGCGGCCAACUUCGGGAGCUCGGAGCUCUAUGGGGACCUCACCUGCGUGGAGGAUUUCCCGCGCCACGAGCUGCUCACCGCGGGCUUCCCCUGCCAGCCCUUCGCCCGGCGCGGCCAACGCUUGGGCUUCGAGGACGCGCGGGGGGAGCUCUUCUUCGAGAUCCUCCGGGCAUUGCACCAGCGACAGCCCAGGGCCUUCCUGCUGGAGAAUGUGUGGAACAUGCAGUUCCUGGACGGCGGGUGCUGGGACCCGGUACCUGAGCGCUGCACCUUUGGGGCGGUCUACAAGAAGGUGGUGGCGUCUUUGGAGGAGGCUGGCUAUGAGGUCCGCAGCAAGCAAAUCAACUCGGAAGGCUGGGUCCCCCAGCGCAGGGACCGCGUGUACCUCGUGGGCUUUCGUGACGCCUCGGCGGCCCAACGAUUCCAGUGGCCGGCGCCGCCCAAGCACGCGAACCGCUGCGUCCAGGACGUGCUGGAGGAUUCCGGCAGCGAUUCGCCGCGGCGCUGCGAGCUCACAGAGACGCAAUGGGCUCAGGUGCAGAAGAGCUCCACCUGGCUGAGCGGGGGCCAGGAGCUGCGCUUUGCACAGCUCCAGGGGAAGGCGCGGACGCUCACCGCCAGCUACAAGGCCUCUUACGCCUGCACCGCGGAGCUGGUCGCUCCAUCGGCGGGAGGUCGGCCCCGGUUCUUCACGCGCCGCGAAGCCGCACGGCUCAUGGGCUUCCCCGAGGAGCACGUCUUUGCUAACCGGCGGCUCGCCAAACUGGCUGAAGCCUUUGCAUGGCUGGCUCACUUCUUGAGUUCAUGA
Molecule: messenger RNA, 2007 nt
Organism: Effrenium voratum
Lineage: Eukaryota; Dinophyceae; Suessiales; Symbiodiniaceae
Source: the annotation of a GenBank genome assembly